AAGGGCUUGCUGGGAACUUCCACCUCACUUACGCGCCGAGUCAUAUAAAGACCUACAUACUUUACUGCCAUGCACAGACACAUAUUGGUGGCCCUAUUUAUCCUUUUUAUUGCCGGUAAUGCGAUUGCAAUGCGCCGCUGUUUUCCUACACGUCGUCCGCAUAGAUAUUCAAUCAGGAACUUCAUGAACAGCUCCGAGCGUAUAUGGACGUGCAGAACAUCUAGACUAACUGGCACCCGUUGCCAGUUUGACCAAAGGCGCAUUAUGAACGCACUGACAAUUUUCUUCAACAGAACGAUCUUGAUCCGAGGACAAAGGUAUAGCAUACGGCUGCGGGGAGAAUUUGAUCCACUACGCAGAGAUCGCAUGGAUGUUAGUACCCUAGGUAUGCAAGCUGUUUCUCGCGAAACGUUGAUUUAUGAGGCUCCAAAUUCUUCGUGUGGUGUCGUGCAGCUUGGGCUACUAGCGCGAGAUGCUGCGUUAUAUUAUGAGCUCCGAGUGAAGAACUCUUCUAUCGAAGGCAUGAUUGAUAGAGAGUGCUGGAGGCACUUUCAUUGCGUCGCCCAUCGAGAAGUAUAUGUUUACAAUUCGGAAUGCCAACAUCACGUUCGCCCACGCGAAUGAAUUCAUGAUAUACUGCCCUUAAAAAUUUAUCUUUGACAAGCUGCACAUAUUUCACCUUACCAACAGCGGUGCAUAUAAAUGCUGCCAUUAUUCGCACGUGGCAUUCCAAGCUAAUAAAAAAAAAACAAAGUGGUCCGCUGCUGUCAGGCAUGAUGGGCAUGUACCUUUAGGUUGCAAUA
This is a messenger RNA of Rhipicephalus sanguineus (brown dog tick), 803 nucleotides long. RefSeq lists its product as uncharacterized. The coding region runs from base 70 to 624 and encodes 184 amino acids. Lineage: Eukaryota; Metazoa; Arthropoda; Arachnida; Ixodida; Ixodidae. The transcript is spliced from 5 exons. The record is from RefSeq and is a predicted model, not a curated record.